Messenger RNA from Hyphopichia burtonii NRRL Y-1933, 1434 nucleotides. RefSeq names its product Pbp2p (gene PBP2). The coding region runs from base 1 to 1434 and encodes 477 amino acids. Gene Ontology annotation, cellular component: nucleus; cytoplasm. NCBI's taxonomy places the organism in Eukaryota, Fungi, Ascomycota, Pichiomycetes, Serinales, Debaryomycetaceae. Gene Ontology annotation, biological process: regulation of gene expression. Gene Ontology annotation, molecular function: mRNA binding. The record is from RefSeq and is a predicted model, not a curated record. The transcript has a single exon.
AUGUCUAAAAGUAAUAUUUUAAAACGUAAAAAUGAUGAAUCAGAAUCUACUGACAAUGAUCAGCUAAAUAAAAGAAUUGCCUUGGAUAGUGAACAGUUAGAUUUGACUGAUAAACAAGAAGAAGAUGCACAAACUGCUCCAGCUAUUAAUACAGAUACUACAAAUACCGAUAUAACUAGUAAUAACACUAAUAAUACUAAUAAUACUAACAAUCUGGUAGAAGAUAUUGAGACUGAUACUCCUUCCAAUUCCGAUGAAAGCAAGUUUGUUUCUAAGCCAGUCUCCAAUCAUCGAGAAAAAGAUGAUCCAACCUAUGUUGCAUUUAGAAUGUAUUGUCCAGUUAAAGAAGCUAGUGUUAUAGUUGGUAAAAAAGGUGAUACUAUUAAUCAUAUCAGAGAGAAAGCUAAUGUAAGAAUUAAUGUUAGCGAUAAUUUGAAAAAUAUUCCAGAAAGAGUUGUUUCAGUUAGGGGUCCUGCUGAAAACGUUGCUAAAGCUUUUGGUUUAAUUACAAGAACUAUUUUAGAAGAACCAGAAGAUGAACCUGCAUCUUAUUCUUCUAAACAAUUCGAUUUAAAGCUUUUGAUUCCUCACCCAAUGGUUGGUUAUAUCAUUGGUAAACAAGGUACCAAAUUUAGAGAAAUUGAAGAAAAUUCUGCUGCUAAAUUGAAAGCUGCGGAACAACCUUUACCUUUUUCUACCGAUAGAAUCUUAUCUAUUACUGGGGUUGGUGACGCAAUUCAUAUUGCCAUCUAUUACAUUUCUCAAGUUAUAUUAGAGCAUAAAGAUUGCUUAAAGAAGAACAAAGUCAUUUUUUACAAUCCAGCUAAUUAUCGUCAACCCGCUCUUAAUGGUAUGUUAAUGAGUCCUCAAAAUAAUAUGAUGGUUAUGGGUGGCUCUCCUGCUGCUGCUUCUACUAAUCCUCUCACGAUGCAAAAUGUUGUUAAAGAUAAUACUCCAAAUCCUUAUCAAGUUGCAAAACAACCUUACAAUUUCCAAAUGAUGUUCCAACCUUCUAUUCAUCCUCAACAAGCUUAUGGUGCCCCAGUUGCUCCUACUCCUUCUGGUCUUGCUAUUCCUCCUCAAAAUCAAUACACUGAUGAACAUGGUAAUACUAUCGUUGGGGACAUCAUAACUCAUGCUCCUAAUCCAGUUCCGGGUCAACCUGAUAAAUUUAAUGAAGAUAUUUUUGUUGCUAAUACUAACAUUGGUUCGGUCAUUGGUAAAGGUGGUAAUAAUAUCAAACAAAUUCGUGAAAAUAGUGGCUGCUCUUAUGUCAAAAUUGAACCAGAUCAAAACCAAUCCAUUAUGCUUGGUGGUAAAGGUUUAGUUAAUAUCAGAAAAUUAACUUUAACCGGUAACCUCAACGCAAUUCAAACUGCCAUUUAUUUGAUAAAUCAGAGAAUCAGCGCAGAUAAAGAAAGGAAUAGUGUUUAA